Amphibalanus amphitrite is the source of this 1423-nucleotide messenger RNA. Its product is annotated as U6 snRNA-associated Sm-like protein LSm1. Gene Ontology annotation, cellular component: Lsm1-7-Pat1 complex; P-body. The coding region runs from base 252 to 719 and encodes 155 amino acids. Gene Ontology annotation, biological process: deadenylation-dependent decapping of nuclear-transcribed mRNA. NCBI's taxonomy places the organism in Eukaryota, Metazoa, Arthropoda, Thecostraca, Balanomorpha, Balanidae. Gene Ontology annotation, molecular function: RNA cap binding. The record is from RefSeq and is a predicted model, not a curated record. The transcript has 4 exons.
GUGAAAAUAUGCUAGGAUGUGAUUGGAGGAGGUAGCUUCGAACUUUGUCGUCAUUUCUUACAUACUUUGAAAAUACUUUGUAUUUCUGCAAGCGAUUGUACACCAUAAUCAGCAUAAUAUAUUUCAAUUUAUGCCUUCUUUUGGUUUAUCCGGUUCAUCAUUUAUGUGUACACAAUUUCUAAAAAGUAUUGAAGGUAAGGGCUCGAACUAUGGCAUCUUGUUAACAUGGAUUGCGCGUUUCAGAACAUCACAUGAUAACAUGGAUAACAUGGUUGGCUGGUUUCAGUCUGGCUGGUAGGAUGUCCUCACGAACAGAUGAUGUUCUGUUUGGCCAUGCAACUCUACUGGAUGAGCUUGACCGGAAGGUGAUGGUUCUGCUGCGCGACGGACGCACCCUAAUCGGCGUGCUGCGCAGCGUCGACCAGUUCGCCAACCUGGUGCUCGACAGGACCACCGAGCGAAUACACGUGGGCAAGCAGUUUGGUGACAUCUACCGCGGCAUCUUUGUGGUGCGCGGCGAAAACGUCGUGGUCGUCGGACUCAUCGACGAGAUGCGCGAGGGCACAGUCGGCCUCCAGGAGGUCUCGGUCGAGGAGAUCCUGGAGGCGCAGCGUCAGGUGCAGGAGGCCCGCCACCAACAGGAGCAGCUGCGGGUUAAGGCCAUGAAGGAGCGGGGACUGACCUACACGGCCGACCUGGGUCCCGAUGACAUGUACUGACCGAGCGGGGAGCCGGUCUGGGAAGGGGCUACCAGGGGUCUGUCGUGUGUGACGGUGCGGAUGAGGACGGUUGUGGUUGGUGAGCGUUGCAUAUGGUACUGAGUUGGUGGAGAAGUGUGGUAACGGUGAACUGUUCGUAGCCUGCUCGAGCACAACUCUUGAGACACUGGCCUGCUGAGAGGUGCUCAGACUGAGAGGAGCACGACCGCUCGCUGUGACGGCUUUGAGGGAGGCAGUUUUAAUAUCGAUUGCUCUCUGUCCGUGCAGCGCUGUUGCCGCACCCCGGUGAUCUGACCUAUGUGGGUGCCGUUAGGCGGAGUAAGUGCUACCCAAGAGACGUUUUCCAGCCAUGAGAGGUCCCGGUCACACAUAUGAGGGGUCACCUGACGAUGACUUACAUUGUUGCCCUUUGUGACGCUCCGGGUGAAGCUCACAGGACGUUAAGCGAUGUCCUCGCCCUGUGGAUGACGAUGAUGAUGAUGUGGCUGCUGACAGGGAAUGUGGCCGGAGCGAUGUGCUUGGUGAGGCCGCAGUUUUUCUGUGAUACAGAGCAUGUUACCUCCUGAUUUGAUAAGUUGUUUCGGUGAAUAUUUUGUACUUUAUUCUAAUAAAAAUGUCGACGACGAUCGUUUUUUGUUUUGUGCAAAUGAUCUGGGCAUGAUUUUGUUAGCUUGUCUCUGGAAAAAUAUAUCUCAUUUAUAUUA